AUGGCUCUUAAAAUGGCCGGGUGCACACUGAGUGUUGAUACCUUCGCUCGGUAUUAUGAGACUCGGAUGCACAAAAAGGUGAUAAAAGACAAAAGGACGAAGUCCGAGAUGAUUGCCCAUUAUGGGUCUUAUAAUUUUGUGUCGAAGAAGACCCGAGGCACAGUGAGCAUAGUUCCGGCCUAUCGCAACAAGUGGCCACGAUGGAUGAACUAUUGGUUCUAUCAUCGUGUGUGCUCUGACGAGGACGUCGUUAAAGCGGUGGCGAACGACCUCCCGAAAGCACAUAUUAUGGUUUCUCAGAUGGUUCCGAUGGAAGGCCUUCGUCUAGCGGAGUUCCAGAUAGGCGGCAAAGCUAAUGUCGCAGCUACGGAUGCUUUCGGCUUGACCUCUCAUUGGCAAAUUAACUAG
This is a messenger RNA of Miscanthus lutarioriparius, 408 nucleotides long. NCBI's taxonomy places the organism in Eukaryota, Viridiplantae, Streptophyta, Magnoliopsida, Poales, Poaceae. The record is from the annotation of a GenBank genome assembly.